AUGGCACCCAAAGCUGGAAAGGCCAAGCCCCACAAGGCCAAGGGAGAGAAGAAGAAGAAGGAGGAGAAAGGUUCAUCUAUCUUAUCCUCCUUCAAUCUCCCUUCCGUCUCAUUGUUCUCCUCUUCUCUUCCAGAAUUCUUCCCUUCAACCGUCCUCACUAACCUGCGCGUGUUCCAAUUACAGCCUUGCCGUCGGUGCUGGACAUCACAGUGGAGACGCCCGACUUCUCCUAUCGGACGCUCAAGGUAGUAACCCUCGGUCCCCUUUGCUCGUUUGCCAUAUCCUCGUUCUUAAAAUACGCCGCAUGCAAGACGUGGGCUAUUUAUUAGGGCCCCAUCGUUGCCUCUUCCUCUACAGUUCCUCUUCGUAUCCAUGUUAGGCUGCGCCGCCAUCUGAAGCGCAUUUUAGCAUGCGAGAGCAGGCCGGUCCUUGUCGGAGUAAUCGAACCGGGCCGAGUUCCGCGAGGAGUUCAACCGGCGUUGCGCCCACAAUGGAUUUCUGACGUUGCUUCGCCAUCGUCUGCAGGGAAUAUCGACGGACAGGAUCUUGGAUGUGCGGAAGUUGCUGGCCGUCCACGUGGACACCUGCCACCUCACCAACUUCUCUCUCUCUCACGAGGUUAUCUCCUGUGGGGCCCUUCUCCGACGUGAAAUUAAAUAUUUUCCCUCCCGGCCCAUAAUGGUAUGGAUCCGGAUCCUUUAUGGGCAUCCGAUAUCUGUGUGUUUCCGCUCGUGCAGGUGCGCGGAUCCAGAUUGAAGGACUCGGUAGAAGUCGUUGCUCUCAAGCCCUGCCAUCUCACCGUGGUCGAAGGUAGGCGCGCGUCUUGAUUUGGAUGACUUUCUCUUGAGGCUGUGGACGUGCUGGGACUGAAACAAUGUUGUCUCGCCUUCCUCUCUCUCGCCUUUCUCUCUCUCGCCUUUCUCUCUUGGGCAGAGGACUACACCGAGGAGCUUGCCGUUGCCCACAUCCGCCGCCUCCUGGACAUUGUCGCCUGCACCACCGCUUUUGGCUCCCCGUCGUCGGCGAAGAAUGGCGGAGCAGGAGUGGCGGCAGGUGCGGUGUCGGGCAAGGCAGACGGGAGGAGGGAGCAGCACCCCCGCCCCGCCGAAGAAGAAGCGGUGGGGUUCUCGCCCCAGGUCGAGGCUCUGGACGACGGUUCGAAUCCCCCGGAAAUGAUCAAGAAAGCCGGCUCCUCGACCUCGGGCGGGACAAAAAGUAGUGGGGAUCUCAGCGUCAACAAUAAGGAGGAGGCGAUGUACCCUCCUCCGAAGCUCGGACAAUUCUAUGACUUCUUCUCCUUCGCCCACCUGUCAUCGCCGCUCCAAUGUCAGAUUUAUUUUUCUCAUUGUUCCUUGGUGAUUCAUUCGUUUGUUCUUAUCUGCUUAUAAAUAAUUACGGUAUCAAAUGUGUUUCAGACAUCCGGUUGUCGUCCCGGCCGUUUGUAGAGAACAAAAGAGAAGACGAUUUCUUCCAGAUUGAUGUGAGUUUAAUGAUUGUCUUCACGCAACUAUGCUGCUGUUUUCCGUCGAGUUAUUUUCUUUUGUCUGAUUGAGACUAAUGGUUUCCGGUAUAUUAUUCAUGGGCAGGUGAGGAUGUGUAAUGGGAAACCAGCAACGAUAGUGGCUUCUCGGGAAGGCUUCUACCCCGCCGGGAAGAGGGCCCUCCUUAGCCGUUCGUUAGUUGGUUUGUUGCAGCAGAUAAGCCGGACAUUUGCUGCAGUGAGUAGAAGUUUAUAACUUAAAUAGCACCUUCUAAUUUUCUUACUAUGUUUGAGUCUAAAUCUCAACUUACUUUCAGGCUUAUACAGCUCUUAUGAAAGGUUUUAUGGAGCAUAACAAGGUGAGUUUGUUGAAUGUGCCAAGGAGUCAAAAACAAUACUCACCACAAAGUCAACAGUACUUUAAUUGGCUGUUGGUACAAGCGUAAUUUUUUAUUAUUUGCCACAAAUCGAAAUGAGUGGACAUGUAUUUCUCUUCCAAUUUUCAGUUUGGUAAUCUUCCGUACGGGUUCCGCGCAAACACAUGGGUCGUUCCUCCCAUUGCUGCAGAUUCACCAAAUACCUUUCAGCCCCUGUCUACAGAGGAUGAGAGUUGGGGCGGAAACGGUGGUGGUCAAGGCAGAGACGGAAAACAUGACCACAGGCAAUGGGCAAAAGAUUUUGCGAGCUUGGCUGCAAUGCCUUGUAAAACGUCUGAGGAGAGGCAGACAAGGGAUAGGAAGGCUUUCCUUCUUCACAAUCUAUUCGUCGACGUUUCUGUCUUUAAAGCAGUGGAUGCAAUCCAGCGUAUCAUCGGGAAUCAUUUGCCAUGCAAUGGAAAGCAAAAUGGUUAUCCAGACGGCAGAAUUUUUGAAGAGCAGAUUGGCGAUUUGAGGAUAAGAGUAACAAAAGAUGAACCAGAUGGUACCACAAAGUUGGAGACUAAGAUUGACGGUAGCCAAUCGCCGGAGGCAUCAUCCGAAGAACUUGCUCAGCGAAAUUUGUUCAAAGGAAUAACGGCAGAUGAGAGCGUGACCGUCCACGUAAGCCUUUUCUUCAUUUCUUUCUAAAACGUCGGCAAGCAACAACACUAGGUGUAUAUCUUUUAUGACUGAAAAUGAUUUAUAUGCGUUCUCUCAGGAUACAUCAACUCUAGGUGUAGUGAUUAUCAGAUAUUGUGGGUAUACAGCUGUCGUGAAAGUUCCUCCGGAAGAAAUUUCAGCUGGAAGCUCUCUGCUUCAAGAAGUUAACAUUGAUGAUCAGCCAGAUGGCGGUGCCAAUGCUCUUAAUGUCAAUAGGUGAGCAUCUGAAUAACCAUACGAACGUGUUUUCUUAUCUAUAAUCUCUAGGCAUUUUGAAUCUGACUAUGCAGAAUAUAGUUAUGGUCGUGUGGUGAUUGGAACUCGACCUUGCAGAUUAUUUACUCUAAAUGGAUAUUUUUCAAUCGUCACUGGUGGUCUAUUUGGCACCUUUGAGGACGUGUAGCUUCAUGAAUUGCUAUUCAUGUAUUUGUAUCCUCUUGUUCUGCAGCUUGAGGAUGCUAUUGCACAAGUCAAGUUCUCCACAGUUGUCUGGUAAUCUCCCUCGAGCUCACGGUCCAGAUUUUGAAGAUUUGAAGCCUUCUAGGUCAUUAGCGAAGAAAGUGCUUGGUGAUUGUCUGAAAAAGUUGCAAGAAGAACCUGCAAAACAGAGGAGGUCAAUUAGAUGGGAGCUAGGUGCAUGUUGGGUGCAGCAUUUGCAAAAUGUUGCAUCGGGGAAAACUGAAACUAAGAAAAAUGAGGAGAUAAAAGUUGAGCCAACCGUUAAAGGACUUGGAAAGCAACUUGGCCCUCUAAAAGUAAUAAAAAAGAAGGCUGAUGGCAAGGGUACCCAAAAUGACACAGGAAAGGAAAUUUCUAAUUGUACUGGCCAUGAUCCCGAGACUUUACAUGUAGAUGCUGGUGAACAAAAGGAGUUCAACAAAAUCAACUCAGAGGAGGAGAUCGUUUUGCAGAAGUUGCUCCCCGAGGCGUCCUUUUUACGCCUAAAAGAAUCUGACACUGGCCUCCAUCUUAAGGUUUAGUCUAUCCUUUCUUUUUACAUUAUUUCUAUCCUUUUUCGAUACGAUCUGCGUUAUCCCCUUAGACAUAUAGAUAUAGAUAUAAUUUCUUAUGUCAUCUGUUGUCUUCCUUUACCGUGUCCUGCGAUCUGAUAACCGUGUAUCGAUAAUUGUCUCUGCCUUCUGUGAGAGAACCAUGGCAUUUUUCAUUUUGCACUAAUCCUGACAUGCUGUCUGAGGGAUAAAUUGAUAAAAACUUUUGCUCCUUUUAAGUCUUCGGUUAUGAUUUAAAAGUUGCAUAGAAUAUAAAGCUAUUAAUCAUAUAUUAGUAUACAGCUUGUGCAAUGUCAUACAGUUCUCAUCGGUUGCAUACUGUGAUGGAUUACGACAAAGAUAUAAUAUAUGAAAACCUCACUAAAGACUUUAUCCUAGUACGUUUUGUGCUUUAAUUUGACAUUAUUUACUGCCUUACUUUCGUGCUUCUUUGUAGUCACCUGAUGAGCUGAUUGAGAUGGCAGACAAAUACUAUGAGGAAACUGCGUUGCCAAAGCUGGUAAAGCUGCUCCCAUUUCUUUGUAUGAGAAUUACUUUUCAAAGGAGGGAUUUUUAUCAUUUACUUCUCGUUUGAAUUUUAUCAGGUGGCGGAUUUUGGUUCCCUUGAACUUAGUCCAGUUGAUGGACGGACGCUGACAGAUUUUAUGCAUACUAGAGGGUUGCAGAUGUGUUCUCUGGGGCGUAUUGUAAGUAGUAAUAGUUAUUUAAAUACUUUAAUUUUUUCACUUGCACAUUUUUCUUGAUUUGGUUAGUCUGAGUUUUGUUGUAUGAACUUCACGCUGCUGAUCUAUUUAUAUUCUUUUUCCUAUUUUUUUCAUGAUUCUGAAAUUAGGUUGAACUUGCGGACAAGCUCCCACAUGUUCAAUCACUUUGCAUCCAUGAGAUGAUAACUCGGGCUUAUAAACACAUACUACAAGCAGUUAUUGCAGCGGUCGAUGACGUAGCUGACUUGGCUGGAUCAAUAGCAGCAUGCCUAAAUAUCUUGCUGGGAUCCUUGCCUACUGAUGAAGUCGACGCUGACUUAGCUAAUGAUGCUGACCUGAAACAGAAGUGGGUAGAAACAUUACUAUUGAAGAGAUUUGGAUACAGGUGGAAAGAUGCUAGUUGCAGUGAACUGAGAAAAUAUGCAAUCCUUCGUGGGCUUUGCCACAAGGUAUUCUUCUUUGACAAUUCUGUUGCGGGACCCUAAAUGAUGCCAAACUAAAUAUCUCCUUCGUUAAUGGCUUAGCAUCUAAUAAUUUAUCUUUCCCAGGUCGGACUUGAGCUGGUACCUAGGGAUUAUGAAAUGGAUGGACCAUCGCCUUUCAGAAGGUCAGAUAUCAUCAGCAUAGUCCCCAUAUACAAAGUAAGAUACAUGAAUCUCAUUCAAAGGGGCAAUAUAAACGAUGACAUAAAGAAAUAGUGUCACUAAUGAUGUGCAUUGCAGCAUGUUGCAUGCUCCUCUGCCGAUGGACGCACACUGUUGGAGUCAUCUAAGACUUCGUUGGACAAGGGCAAGCUUGAGGAUGCUGUCAAUUAUGGAACCAAGGCAAGGAUCAUCACUUGUUCUAAUUGUUUUCUCCUUUUAUAAAAUAUUAUAUUACGAGUAAUCUGAUCAUUGUAUCCCUGAUCUUGUUUUUAUGAAGGCACUUGCAAAACUUGUAGCAGUAUGCGGUCCUUACCAUAGAAUGACAGCAGGGGCAUACAGUCUUUUGGCAGUAGUUCUAUACCACACUGGCGACUUCAACCAGGUAUCCGUCAAGCUUAUUCUUGAUAUCCAUUUCAACAUUGGGUGCAAAUACUAUUUUUAAUCUGUUUCGGUGGGCGAUUCCACGGCGGACACCUAUUCCCUUGAUUCGGUAGAUGAAGCACAGGACUCUGUUAGUCGAUUCUUUGGAUUCACCCUUGUUAGUUGGUCAGAUUGGUCUUGACGAGGAUGGAAUCUGAUUUACCCGUUGCUAACCAUAUAAAAUGUACCGCAUAGACAUAUUACCAAUCCAAUAGAUCCAUGAUGUUCAUAUAGGAUUUAUUCGCAUAUACUUUGAUGUCACGCUAAAAGACCGGACCAUUAAAAUCAAAAUCAAUUAAAAUUGAUGAAGUAAACCCAAAUAUUUUCUUCUCAGUAUUUAAUUGUCCAAUUAGAUGUAAACAAUUUCGUACAGAUAGUAACUCUUUUUUAAUUCCGUGGUUGGAAUCAUCACACAGCAACUAAAUGAAAGUUCAAAACCUAUAAAAUCAACUCGAAAAAUGAGAAGAAAAUCAAAAUAUAUCAGACUGAACCUAUGUAUUGUCCACCAGAAAAUUCUUGAAUAAAAAGGAACUAUGAAGAUGUGAUGCAAUAGUAAGUCAAAUAAAGAACGUAGGACUCUUAUAUUGGGAACACCCUGAGCAGACUGAUGCGGGACAAUUUGAUACUCAGAAGGCCCCUAGACCGUGAAAUUUUUUAUCAAUAUGCAUGGAGAGCAAACGUAUCCCGAUGUAUUACAGUUUGCCUCGCUCAGUUCUUUCUAAGAAAAAAAUUCGAGAUAAAUGUGAGGGGAUAUAAACCCUCUUCCUUUUUUAUUCACACGUUUGGUUGCGAAACAAUGUCGAUUUAUUGAAUCAUGUUUGUAAAACACAACUUGAAAUAUUUUUCCUCCUCCUUGGGCCAGAUGAUGGGUCAUGGCUCGAGUCUGGGGAAGGGGAAGGAGAUUUACAAUAAUUUCCAUCAAGAUUCAGAUAUUAAGUUUACAUAACUCAUUUAAACUAGAAUUAAAAUUAGAAAAAAAUGAUGGAAAAAUUCUAGUUAUAAGUUUCGACAGUUCCUUUGGGUACUUGUGUACUUGUUUAUAUGUAAAUCAAGGAAUCCACUUUCUUUUCAUGGAUUUUGUAUAAGCUCAUGAUCCGCUAAAUUUCUUUUGAUUGUAGCAGCCGUAAUUUUUCUUCGUAGAUAAUCUUCAAAUGACAGCUCUUGCCUAUCGAAGAAGCUGAACAGAACUGACACUUGGCGUAAAUUCGCAGGCUACGAUAUAUCAACAAAAGGCCUUAGAUAUAAACGAGAGGGAACUUGGCCUUGACCAUCCAGAUACAAUGAAAAGCUAUGGAGAUCUUGCCGUCUUCUAUUACCGGCUUCAGCACACAGAGUUGGCAUUGAAGUAAGAUUGAGCUCUGCAAUAUUUUCUUGGUGAUUUUUUCUAAGAGUAUAAGAUAGAGGAUCAUGAAAUGUGAUUGUUUUUAUAGAGUUUCCAUUUCUCUCUGAUGGUAGUAGUUGUGGCCUUCCGAAUUAAUGCUUCGGAUAUCAACUAUUUCCCAUCUCGAUAUCUGAAAUGCUGCUAGAACCAUCAAAAAGAUAUGAUCAUUAAUGUCAACUCAUGUUCCUCUGUAUAUCCCAUUGAAUCUGAUGCUUACAUCCCUCUGAAGCUUCUUGUUUGUUCAACUUAAAGAUAUUUAUCUUGUGAAAGACAUGAUCGCCUAUAAUUAUAUUAUUUGUUCAGUGCAUGCUUUAUUAAGGGGAUGAUGUUUUUAUAUUCAUCUUUGUUCGUACCAGGUAUGUCAACCGUGCAUUAUAUCUUCUGCACUUGACCUGUGGCCCUUCACACCCCAACACGGCUGCGACUUACAUUAAUGUGGCCAUGAUGGAAGAAGGGCUAGGGAAUAUUCAUGUCGCACUGAGGUACCUGCACGAGGCACUUAAAUGUAAUCAAAGACUGCUUGGAGCUGAUCACAUACAGGUCUCAUUUUGCAAAAGUAGCUUCAGAGAAACAUACUCUUCUCUCCCUUACGAAAGAUUGUUGACCUAUGUCUUGGUUUAUGUCCACAGACUGCAGCCAGUUAUCAUGCCAUUGCAAUUGCUCUGUCAUUAAUGGAAGCGUACUCACUGAGUGUCCAGCACGAGCAAACAACUCUGCAGAUACUCAAAGCAAAGCUUGGAACAGAAGACCUCAGAACGCAGGUAACGAUCUCAAGAGGUUCAGUCAUGCAAUUUCACUUCUGCUUCUAUUCUGAAGCAGGAUGCCCCUCCCGUUCAGGAUGCUGCAGCAUGGCUUGAAUACUUUGAGUCCAAAGCCCUGGAACAACAAGAGGCUGUCCGAAAUGGCACACCGAAACCAGAUGCUUCUAUCGCUAGCAAAGGCCACCUGAGGUAAUUGAAAUAGAGUUAAACCUCUGAUUUCUCCUCGCUAAGGUCAAGUCAGACAUUGUGCGAAGUUUGGGCAUAAAUUUCGACAGUGGGUCAUUAUUUCCGAACGGAAAUAGCUCAAUUUAGGCAUUCGUGUGCUACACGUGUGCUGGUAGAUAUUAUAACACGAUGUGAUCGGAAAGUUACUUUCUGGUCCACGCCCCAAUUAUGAUCUUUCUUGAGGGGCAUCACGCUUUAUUUCACAUACACGGUUGAACCCUGGCCAGUUGAUUGGAAGAUAUCCAUGGUAGCCAUGUACCAAGACCAAGGGCCAACUCGUCUUCCCCCUUUUGCCAUGAAUACCAUGUAACAUAGCUUAUGCUUGGGCUAAUCCUACUCUUCCCGUAAUAUAAGCCCCACCGUACCCUCGUAUUAGAAGAUCAUUCCGUAUAUACACCCAUUUUGAUUAGCUUGUGACCAACGGUGCUUCUCUUUGCUUUUCCUCCAGUGUCUCGGACCUUUUGGACUACAUCAACCCAGAUGACGAUCUCAAGGCAAGAGAAAAUCAGAAAAAACUUGCCCGAGCAAAGGUAAUGCUCAUCUCUGUCUGCUGCCAAAACCCACUGAAUUUUCUCACGAUUCAUUGCAUAUCAAACUCUUGGGUGUUUCUGUUUCAGAUCAAAGGUCGAGCAAACCAAACCCAGUGGGAAGCAGUAACAGGCGGAGACCAGGAGGAUUUAGCCUUUAUGGCCGAGUACACUGUGAAUGAGGCCUCUAACGACAAAGAGAAUGAUGUCAAAAUCGAUACUGUGGAACCUCAGAAAGAUGACAAGUCAACAGUUAACAUGGUUCACGUACCUGCACCAGAAACUCAGGAUGAAGGAGGAUUGGAUGUAUCGUCAGAUGAAGGAUGGCAAGAAGCAGUCCCGAAGGGGCGUUCCGCCGCGGGCCGGAAGUCUUCGGGAAGGAGACCUAGCCUGUCCAAACUCAAUACGAACUCCCUGAACAACUCAGAAAAUUCAAGAUAUAGAGCGAAGUCUUCUCCCGGCUUCUCGUCUCCGAGAUCCUCUCCAAAUGAUGCAGCUCCUACAGCCACCAUUUUUGUUCCGAAGACGCUGGCUAAGAGUUCAAGCUUCAGUCCUAAACAGGCGACCCCUGCAGCAUCGCCUAACACCGUGGAGAAGUUUACUAACGCAGUGCCACCACCAACAAGCCCUGCUGUCGCAAAUGUGCCCGCCAAGCCGAGUCCUUUGCCAAGUUCGGUCACUGUUCAAGCAUCGAGGAAACCUCUGUCCUACAAAGAAGUUGCACUGGCACCACCCGGAACCAUAGUCAGGGUUGUUGAAGAUCACGCAGCAAAGGAAACAGAGGGUUCCGACCAGGAUGAUCACACAAGCAAGGAAGCUUGUGUGGUAGAGGGAACUCAAGGCGAUACGGCCGCGUGCAGACAAGGGAAUAGCGAAAACGAGAGCAUCCCCGAAGGGAACCCAGAAACUUCGGAAGAAACAAAGAUCCACGUAGGUGAGGAAAAAGGGAAGGAAGAAGAGGCAACGGAGGCUGGAGUUUUGGGGCAUCAAGAGCUCGAUUCCUCCGUUGAAACAAAUGCGAGUUCUUCUGACCCUGAGAAGGAUAAAGAUAAUACCGCAAAUGCUGAGCCAGUUCCUCCCGUCCUUGAAGGAUCUGAAUCCUCCGAAAAGGCUUCUUUGGAACCUAAAGUGUCUGCGCUGGAGGCAAUGCCAACUUUGCAGGCGAAUGUCUUGGGUGCAGUUGAGAAGGAGGUUCAGGCUCUUGAUGGUUCACAGCAACUGAGCAUUGGAGGUGACACCGAGCUGCCCUCACCGACUGAACCCGGAAAGCUGGAGGAAACCGCAGAAUCUGUCAAAGAACCGAACCGGAAGCUUUCUGCUGCCGCUCCUCCGUUCAGUCCAUCCAUGGUACCAGUGUUCAGCCCCAUCGCCGUUCCAGGGUACGGUGAUCACGGGGGGAUCUUGCCCCCUCCGGUAAACAUAGCUCCGAUGUUGGCGGUCAACCCUAUCCGGAAGUCUUCUUAUCAGUCUGCAACAGCCAGAGUUCCCUACGGCCCCCGACUUUCAGGAGGUUACACCAGAUCCGGGAGUCGCGUCCCUCGAAAUAAGCCCGUCCUGCAGAACUGUGAGGUUGACGGGAACGGCUUCAGCUCCAGAAUAAUGAACCCUCAUGCAGCAGAGUUCGUACCAGGUCAGCAGUGGCUUCCCAACGGUCACCCGGCGUCCCCAAAUGGCCUCGUCUCUCCCACUGGCGCUGCAGACUCCCCUCAUAGCGUCCUGCUUUCACCGUAUGGUUCAGAGACGUCUCCCGCCCCCACUGUGGAAGAUGCCGACCCGUGCGUGGAAGAAGUCGACCCCCACCUUGAGGAGGCCUCCGUGGAAGCAGGAAUCGUUGGCCAUCUGACGACCACGAGUGAUGCUGGUGUUCAGACAGAGGAAAGCUCGCCCGCUCCAGUUGCCGACGCCGAAGACCACUCUGCAAACAAGGAGGCGCCGGAAGAAGACGGUGCACCAAACGGGAAACCCGUGAAGAGCUGGGCCGAUUAUAGCGACGGCGAAGCCGAGGUUGUGGGGGUCGCGAGUUGA
Molecule: messenger RNA, 10256 nt
Organism: Spirodela intermedia
Lineage: Eukaryota; Viridiplantae; Streptophyta; Magnoliopsida; Alismatales; Araceae
Source: the annotation of a GenBank genome assembly